AUGGCGGAUCAUGAGAACUUCGAAGAGGAUCUCUUCGCAGACCUCUACAAUGACGACGAGCCGGCUGCCAAAGCUCCCGAAGUACCAAGCCAAGCAGCACCUGCUCCUGCUCCGGCGCCCGAUACAGCUGAUGCGGCAAACGAUUACCACUAUAACCCCGAGCAAAAUGGCGGAGAUUCUUAUAUGAAUAACAAUGAGGAAGUCGAUGAUGAUGACGAUGAAGUUGAUUUCAACCUGGGUAAUGGAACCACCACGCACCAUGGCGAGACGCCAACGUCCUACAACGCGCCACCGCCUGCAGCCCCUCCGACGAAGGGGCCUAAUGCCAAGGAAGAUGGGUAA
This is a messenger RNA of Phialemonium atrogriseum, 342 nucleotides long. RefSeq lists its product as uncharacterized. Lineage: Eukaryota; Fungi; Ascomycota; Sordariomycetes; Cephalothecales; Cephalothecaceae. The transcript is spliced from 2 exons. The record is from RefSeq and is a predicted model, not a curated record. The coding region runs from base 1 to 342 and encodes 113 amino acids.